Enterobius vermicularis (human pinworm) is the source of this 819-nucleotide messenger RNA. The record is from the annotation of a GenBank genome assembly. NCBI's taxonomy places the organism in Eukaryota, Metazoa, Nematoda, Chromadorea, Rhabditida, Oxyuridae.
AUGGCUCGUUUUUCUGGUAAAGUGGUGAUAGUUACAGGUUCCAGUCAUGGAAUUGGAAAAGCUACUGCGAUAAUGUUUGCUAAAGAUGGAGCUAAAGUAACGAUCACUGGACGAGACAAAGAAGCACUUCAGGUUACAAAAUCAGAAUGCGUAAAUGUUGGAGCAAAAGAAGCUGACCUUUUUGCUUUAAUUGGUGAUAUCAAGAAUGAUGACGAGAAACUUGUUAACGAAACAGUGAAGAAGUUUGGCAAAUUAGACAUUUUGGUAAAUAACCAUGGAGCUGUCUUUCGUGAACGAGAUGAUGCUGGCAACUUUGAUUUAAAUAACUUCGAUGAAAAUAUUACUACUAAUUGUAAAAGUUCUUUUGCGAUGAGUUGUAAAACCUUGCCACAUCUGAAAGCUACCAAAGGAUGUAUUCUAAAUGUCAGCAGUAUAGCUGCUAAAACAGCGAUGCCCAAAAUUUUUUACUCGACUGCAAAGGCUGCAUUAGACCAGGUCACCAGAACACUGGCAUUGGAAAAUGCCAAAUACGGAGUACGCGUCAAUGCUGUGAACCCGGGAGCUGUCAUGACGAAUAUUGUUAGAGACAGCAGCGUCACAGAGGAAAUGAAAGAAAGAGCUUUCAAAGUUGUAAUUGAAGAAUGUAUUCCAAUUGGUAGAUACGGAAUGCCGGACGAUAUUGCACACAUAAUAACAUUUUUGUGUGAUGACGAAACAGCUGGAUUUAUUACCGGACAAACUAUAGUGGUCGACGGAGGUUCCAUGCUAGUUCAUCCCUGGUACAACAAUCCGAGCAUCGAACACUUAAUGAAACAGUAG